Messenger RNA from Cladocopium goreaui, 1479 nucleotides. Lineage: Eukaryota; Dinophyceae; Suessiales; Symbiodiniaceae. The record is from the annotation of a GenBank genome assembly.
AUGGCCUUGGUCCCCAUUGAAAGGGCAUUGAGAGAAUUAGAAGUCCAAAACUCUGCACGACAGAUCCGACAAGAGCGUGAGGAAUCCAGGGCACGCCUAAAGCAAGAACGUGAGCAGAUCGAGAAGGAGGUGCUGCAGGGCCGCCGCCGCUUCCUUCUGGAGAGGGAGAAGUUCCGAAUGGAAUACGAGGCCGCCGAGAAAGAGCGACAACGGAUCUCUGAGCACAAUGUGGCCACAGAGACGAUGGUUGACAUCAACGUGGGUGGCGUUAUCUUUGAGGCCUCGAGACAUACCUUCACCCAGCAGCCGGGAAGUUUACUUGAAAGGCUGAUGACCGGGCGGCUGCAAGCUCAGCGCGAUCGAGAUGGCCGCAUUUUCCUGGACAGAGACUCCAGCCUUUUCAGAAGCAUACUAAACUUUCUGCGGGAUCCAAGUGCGCCGCCGCCCUCAAGGGAUGCCUCUGACUCUGAGGCCUUGUGCAAAGAGGCGGAGCACUUGGGCAUUCGCUUCUACCCGUAUCCGCUGGUCUAUGCCAUCGGCGGUCAUGAUGGUGUGGACCAUCUCUCUGCAACCGAGGUCUUAGAUGUGGAGAACCAGUGCUGGCGGCCUUGCAAGCCGAUGCACACUGAGCGCACGUACUUUGGUGGAGAGGUGCUGUAUUCUCGCCUUUACCUGUAUGGCGGACAAAACUUGGAGUACAAGGCACUCUGUGAGACUGAGUGCUUCGACUGCUUGAGGGGAGCAUGGAUGCCAGGCCCCGACCUCAACGUGCCCCGACGCAGCUGUGCCUCUGCGCAGCUGGGCGGCCGGAUCUAUGCUCUAGGUGGUUUUGAUGGCACGCAGAUCCUCAGCCAUGUGGAGGCCUUUGAUCCGCGCAUGAAGAGCUGGAUGCCACUGGAGCACAUGACGGUUCCACGCUCCUCUGCUUCUGCAGCAGCCUUCAAUGGGCAGCUUUGGGUCUUGGGUGGUACCAGUGGCUCGCGCUUGCGAAGUGUUGAGAGGUAUGAUCCACGCGCUGGAAAGUGGGAGUCAGGUGCAGAUUUGAUAGAAGUCCGGUCUACUGCCCGUGCCUGUUGCUGCUUGGACCGGCUCUAUGCCUAUGGAGGAACGGAUCAGAAUCAACGAGUGCAUAGCAGUUUGGAGGCCUACAACCCAGAGGCAGGCUCUUGGAUUUUCCGCAAGUCCAUGCAAGUGCCAAGGAUGGAUUUCGGUAGCUGUGUACUGAGUGACUCUAUCAUGGCCAGUGGAGGACAGCACGGCGAGGUGCUAUCCUCCACAGAGUUUUAUCGACCUGAGCUAGAUGAUUGGCAGUUGGGACCGCCCAUGCUUUCACCAAGAUAUGGACACCAGCUAUUGCUGGUCAACCUGUGACGCGCACCGGGCACAAAGGCAUGGCCCCAGGCGCGAGAGCAGCGGAUUUGAGAUGGCGAAUUCGUCUUUGUUUCGCUAAUGACAAGCUUCUGAAGGAUGAAAAAGGAC